Musa acuminata AAA Group (dessert banana) is the source of this 3384-nucleotide messenger RNA. RefSeq names its product protein WEAK CHLOROPLAST MOVEMENT UNDER BLUE LIGHT 1-like. The transcript has 3 exons. Gene Ontology annotation, cellular component: cytosol. The record is from RefSeq and is a predicted model, not a curated record. NCBI's taxonomy places the organism in Eukaryota, Viridiplantae, Streptophyta, Magnoliopsida, Zingiberales, Musaceae. Gene Ontology annotation, biological process: chloroplast accumulation movement; chloroplast avoidance movement. The coding region runs from base 675 to 3161 and encodes 828 amino acids.
GGGGCUCGGUCGUCCCCUUGACCCGUUAGGUUAAAUAGGGGCCAAGAUUUUUUAGACGCCAUUCCUCCUCCACUGUCCGCUUCUUCGGCCCCUUCCGCCGCCAGUACCGCUAUUGCCACUACCGUGCCGCGUGCCGACCAUUAUUCCGCCCCCUCCCGUCUUCGUCGACUGGCGCCCGAAGUCGCCCUCAGCUCCCUCCCACUUUACCGAUGCCCUCCUCCUUGCCGUUCUCCGUCGUCAACUUUGCCUCGAUCGCCGGGGAUGGCUUCAGGGAGACGGAUCGGGUUGACCCGUCAACCCGAUGGGUCAGGUCCGCUGACGGAUCGAAUCAAAUUCCGAGCUUGAUCGGUAGAUGGAGAGCCCGCGCCUGGUUUGGACUAUUGCGCUGCUGUACCUGUAUUCCGCAUGGCCAGAAACCAUACGCACCUUACGUUGGAACAGGACAAAGACCGAACAGAACGCCUGGCCUCUCCUUUGCCUCGCUUCAUCUCAAUAUGGAAGUAUACUUUUGUUUUAUUCGUGAAAUGCCUCUCCCGAUUUCGAUGUCCUUUCUGAUCCAUAUACUCUAAAAGAUAUUAUGAGAUGGUGGAUUCGUAACACCUCGAACAAAUCGCGAAUUCAGUGUGCGAAUAAAAGGAGGAGCUUGUAAGCCAUAAGAAAAGGAUAAAAUAUUCAUGGCCCAGAGGCAGAGAGAGACUUGGAAUACAGAGAGUUCUGAGGCGUCCGCUGAUCUCAAUGAUUACUUCUCCUCCCCUUCUCUCCCUUCUUGUGCAAUCCAGCAACCACAUUUUGCUCCCAGAUCUCCUGACGGAGGAGUUAAAAGUGGAAACAAAAACUUCCUAGGAAUUGGUCAAAAUAACUCAGACUGUCCUCAAAUGGAGGAAGCAAUGGACACCAAAAAAAACUCUUAUCUUGCCAAUUCCUUCUCAUCACCAGAUGGUUCUUCUGCUCCAGAUUCUAAAGAGGAUAAUGGGAAUCGACAGCAUGGAGCAUUAGACAAGAAUGGCAAAAUUCCAUUUCUUACUAAUGAUCUGAACACUUCAACUCUAGACCAAAGAGGAUAUGUUGUAUCAGAGAAUAAACCAGUAAUUAAACUUGAGGGUGUAAGGGUUGAUUUACCCAAUGUUCAUAGAAUGUUGGAACCUUAUUCUUCCAAUGAAUCAAAUGAGCUUGGGACACCACAAAAUGGCGUAUCAGAGAAUUUAAAGAAAUAUGAUGCAAGCCGAGUACUUGUUGAUACUACAGCACCUUUUGAAUCUGUUAAAGAGGCUGCAACAAAGUUUGGAGGGAUUGCUGAUUGGAAAGCACAGAAGACCUUGAUCACAGAGAGGCGCAAGCAAGUCCAAUUUGAACUUAAGAAGGCACAAGAAGAAAUUCCGAAGUACAAAGAACAGCAUGAAGCUGCUGUAGCUGUUAAAGGACAAGUGUUGAAGGAGCUAGACUAUACAAAGAGACUGGUAGAGGAGCUUAAACUGAGCCUGGAGAAAGCAGAAACGCAGGAAGCACAAGCAAAGCAGGACUCCGAACUUGCUGAUCUAAGAUUGAAAGAAAUGGAGAAAGGAAUUACUAAUAAUUCAAGUGUUGUAGCCAAGACACAACUAGAGGUCGCCAAAGAAAGGCAUGCAAGUGCAGUUGCUGAGUUGAUAUCAGUAAAGCAAGAGCUGGACUCAAUGCAAAGAAGGUAUGUUUUAUUAGUUCAUGAAAAGGACAUUGCAAUAAGGACAGCUAAAGAAUCUGUUUCUGCAUCAAAGAAGUUAGAGAAGACUGUUGAGGACCUAACACUCGAGCUCAUCACAACCAAGGAAUUGCUUGAAUCUGCUCAUUCCGCACAUCUUGAAGCCGAAGAACAAAGAAUUGGUGCAGCCUUGGCAUUGGAGCAGGAUAAAUUGAACUGGGAAAAGGAAAUGAAACAAGCUGAAAGUGAAUUACAACAGCUUAAUGAGCAACUCCUUGCAACAAAUGAUCUCAAGUCAAAACUAGAUAGAGCUUCUUCAUUACUGGUUAGUCUAAAAGUUGAACUAGCUUUAUACAUGGAGUCAAAACUAAAUCUGGAGGUCAAUAGCACACGAGAACUGAAUCCGAUAGUUCAGACAGGAGACAUCAAUGAGACAGAAACAAAUGUUCAAGCUGCAUUAGCGACAACCACAAAGGAACUCGAGGAAGUAAGGUUCAACAUUGAGAACGCUAAUGAUGAAGUCAACUGUUUAAGAGUUGCAGUUUCUUCACUAAAGUCUGAGCUGGAAAGAGAGAAAGCAUCUCUGACCACGAUGAGACAGAGGGAAGGCGUGGCAUCUGCAUCAGUCUCAUCUCUUGAAGCUGAGCUCACUAGGAUAAACACUGAACUAGAACUAAUUUUGAUCAGAGAGAAGGAAGCCAGAGAAAAAUUGGUGGAGCUGCCAAAGGCACUGCAGCAAGCAGCUGAGGAAGCAGACCAAGCUAAAUUAAUAGCUGACUUGGCACGUGAAGAUCUGAGGAAGGCAAAGGAAGAAGCAGAAUAUGCCAAAGCUGGAGCUAGCACACUGGAGACAAGAUUAAGUGCUACUCUUAAGGAGAUCGAGGCAGCUAAAGCAUCAGAGAAAUUGGCCAUCUCAGCAGUCAAAGCAUUGGAAGAAAGUGAACAAGCAAGCAUGGAGUGUGAGGACUCAUCAAAUGGAGUAACUCUACCAAUUGAAGAAUACUACAGACUGAGCAAGAAAGCCAACGAAGCCGAGGAGAUUGCUAACAAAAAGGUAAUUUCUGCCAUCGAGCAAAUGAAAGCAGCCAAAGAAUCUGAGUCAAGGAGUUUAAUACAACUGGAGGAAGCAAAUAAGAGGAUCAAGGAGAAGAAGAAAGCACAAAGAGCUGCAGUAGACAAGGCUAAAAAGGCAAGGGAGGGCAAGCUGGGUGUGGAGCAGGAGUUGCGAACAUGGAGAGCUGAUCAUGAACAGCAGAGAAGAUUGGGUGGCAUCCGUCGAAGCUUCUCUGAUUCUUCGAACCUUGUCGCCCUCGGAGACACUGAAAGCAUUGCCAGUGAAGCAGGUAGUCAAACAAGAAGUCCGAGGGUGCAUAUGGCACGAUCAAACACAACAAAUGCCAUGCCUGACUCAGAACGGAGGCCACGAUCAUUCUUUCCCCGGAUAGUCACGUUCCUAGCGAGAAAGAAGGUUCAGUCAUUGAAGUAAGACAGAAGCACAUACAUCUUGCAAUGCACUUGCAAUUCUGCAUUGUGUUGCAUGUAGGACCUGCUAAAUAUGCUGCAACUAGUUUCAUGACGUCGAUAGAACCCAUGGAAUUCGGUGUCAGGUAUUAUGCUGAUUCAUAUUGUCUGUUUCAAGUAAUCUGUUUACUUGUUAAAUUAGACAUUUUGUGACUAAAUUACAGUCUUGAAGUUGAGAAGUGACUAAA